AUGGCGAUAGCCCACGUAGCCACCGAAUACGUUUUUUCCGACUUUCUGCUAAAGGACCCCACGGAGGCCAAGUUCAAAGGGGUGCGUCUGGAGCUGGCGGUGGACAAAAUAGUCACGUUUCUCGCGGUGGGGCUGCCUUUGUUUCUCAUCUCCCUCGCUUUUGCUCAGGAGGUGUCAGUGGGUACCCAGAUCAGCUGCUUUGCUCCCACUAACUUCUCUUGGAGGCAGGCUGCAUAUGUGGACUCGUUUUGUUGGGCAGCAGUACAGCAACAAGGGGACGACUCACAGCUAUGGCUGCACAAGUUCUUCCCAUACACCCUGCUCUCCCUGGCCAUCCUCCUGUACAUCCCGGUCCUGUUUUGGCGCUUCACAGCCGCCCCGCACCUCUCCUCCGACCUGAACUUCAUCAUGGAGGAGUUGGACCGCUUUUAUAACCGCUCCAUCAGACUUGCCAAGAAUAUAGCGUCCUUUGAUAGCAAAGGUUCGCCUGAGGACACACAGAGUGCUUUGGAUCUGACCGAGGGUUGCUUCAAAUACCCUUUAGUGGAGCAGUAUCUGAAGACCAAGCGCUUAUCUCGCUCUCUGGUGGUGAAGUACCUCUCAUGUCGGGGCCUGACUCUGCUCACCCUCCUGCUGGCCUGCAUCUUCCUCGGCUACUACAUCCGCCUGGCCUCUGUGACCGAUGAGUUCCCCUGCGACCUGCGUACAGGGGUGCUGAAGAACAACAGCAUGGUGCCGGCUGCGGUGCAGUGUAAGCUCGUAGCAGUAGGGGUCUUCAGGCUGCUCAGCUACAUCAACUUUGGAGUGUAUGUACUUCUCACUCCGCUGGUGGUGUAUGCUGCUAUUGGACCGGCUCGCCAGAGCUCCAACUUCCUCCGACCGUAUGAGCUGCUGCCGGGCUUCGGUGCUCUGGGCAUGGUGACGCCCUUCUACAACGACCUCAGCAUCUACCUGUUGUUCCUGGAGGAGAAUCUGAGCGAACUCAAGUCAUUUAAGUGUCUGCAGGUGCUUGAGUUGUUGCAAGAGGCCGGAGAAGAGGGCUUCGACACCAUGUGCCUGCUGCGCACUCUGGAUCAGGUGAAGACUGACGUGUUGGACAGUAAGAAGGCGUGCCCACUCAAGAAAAAGAAAGAAACUAAACAGGCAGAAGAAUGAUUCCUCUGAGAUCUUUCUGUCUUAUUCCUGAAUGGUUGACCUGAACAGGAUAACCCCUGCUCUGAAAAACUGAGAAAAAUGUGUGCACUUAGAGUUACCUGAAUUUCUGGUUCUGCAUUUAUCAAAACGGAGGACGCCUAUGGUCCCUGACAAAGUCUGUAUUAACUUGAC
Molecule: messenger RNA, 1326 nt
Organism: Trematomus bernacchii (emerald rockcod)
Lineage: Eukaryota; Metazoa; Chordata; Actinopteri; Perciformes; Nototheniidae
Product: pannexin-1-like
Exons: 6
Coding region: 1-1155 (384 amino acids)
Biological process (GO): positive regulation of interleukin-1 production; monoatomic cation transport
Molecular function (GO): channel activity
Source: RefSeq, a predicted model, not a curated record